Molecule: messenger RNA, 1679 nt
Organism: Gymnogyps californianus (California condor)
Lineage: Eukaryota; Metazoa; Chordata; Aves; Accipitriformes; Cathartidae
Gene: PARVB
Product: parvin beta
Exons: 13
Coding region: 94-1191 (365 amino acids)
Biological process (GO): actin cytoskeleton organization; establishment or maintenance of cell polarity; lamellipodium assembly
Cellular component (GO): cytoplasm; lamellipodium; actin cytoskeleton
Molecular function (GO): actin binding
Source: RefSeq, a predicted model, not a curated record
UUGUUCGGCUCCGCGGGCCGCUUCAGCCCCCGGGCAGGGCAGGGAUCAGGCAGGACUCGGGCAGGAUCCCCCGGUGACCCCCUGGCAAAGCCGAUGUCCGCCGCGCCCGUCCGAUCCCCGACGCUGCGGCCCCACAGGAUGAAGAAAGACGAGUCGUUCCUGGGCAAGCUAGGCGGGACCCUGGCGAGGAAGAAGAAAGCCAAGGAGGUGAGUGACCUCCAAGAAGAAGGUAAAAAUGCUAUCAAUGCACCAAUGAACCCAAGCACCGUGGACAUCCAUCCAGAAGACACGCUGUUAGAGGAGAAUGAGGAACGCACUAUGAUUGAUCCUAACUCAAAAGAAGACCCCAAGUUCAAAGAACUGAUCAAGGUUCUAAUUGACUGGAUUAAUGAUGUGCUGGUGGAGGAGAGAAUCAUUGUCAAACAGCUUGAAGAGGACCUUUAUGAUGGGCAGGUGCUGCAAAAGCUGCUAGAAAAAUUGGCUGACCGUAAACUGAACGUGGCAGAAGUGACGCAAUCUGAAAUUGGUCAGAAACAAAAGUUGCAGACAGUCCUGGAAGCUGUCCAUGAUUUACUCCGACCCCAUGGCUGGACAAUCAAGUGGAACGUUGACUCAAUCCAUGGCAAGAAUCUGAUUUCCAUUCUUCACCUUCUGGUAGCUUUGGCAAUGCAUUUCCGGGCUCCCAUUCGACUGCCUGAACAUGUGUCUGUACAAGUGGUAGUUGUACGGAAACGCGAAGGCCUCCUUCAGACCACUCAUGUUACAGAGGAGCUGACGACUACGACAGAGAUGAUGAUGGGAAGAUUUGAGCGUGAUGCCUUUGACACACUUUUUGAUCAUGCACCAGACAAACUCAGCGUAGUCAAAAAGUCUCUGAUCACCUUUGUGAACAAACACUUGAAUAAACUGAAUUUGGAAGUGACGGAGUUAGAAACCCAGUUUGCAGAUGGUGUUUACUUGGUUUUGCUCAUGGGUCUCCUUGAAGACUAUUUUGUUCCACUUCAUAACUUCUACUUAACACCUGAAAGUUUUGAUCAAAAGGUCCAUAAUGUUUCCUUUGCUUUUGAGCUGAUGCAGGAUGGAGGACUGAAGAAACCAAAAGCUCGCCCUGAAGAUGUUGUCAACUUGGAUCUGAAGUCUACCCUCAGGGUUCUAUACAACCUGUUCACAAAGUACAAGAACGUUGAAUGAUCCUGGAAGCUGCUGAGGUCUUCAUCCUUCCAACCUCCUUAGGCAGAAAUUACAAUAAACACACCCUCUGCACGCUCCCGUUGUGCCUUAUGCUAUACUUCAUGCAUUCUUUCUACAGUUGAUGUGGUCUGUCUGUAGCUGUUUGUAUGACAAUCCCACUGAAAAUAAUGCAUGUGUAUUCUCUAUGUCACUUGAAACUGUGUAGAUAUUUCACACUUUUACCAGAAGAUACUGUUAGGUCUGUUUGUUAUGAUCAACAAAUGUUCUUUUGAUAAAGGAAAUAUACCACUAACUACUUUAAUAAGCAGGGAAAACAUGAGAGCUUCCUCAUGGCUGGAGACUCUUUGAUUCUACAAUAGACUUUCUUUUGCAUACUCCUUGGUUGCAACUGGCAUUUGAUGAUUUUCCAGGCUUAAGUGUUAGCAAUAGAAAAUCAGCACUGGAAUUUAUUUAGAAGCUGAGUCUUUUCUGUUAAAUAAGGUUUUGUA